Molecule: messenger RNA, 456 nt
Organism: Monomorium pharaonis (pharaoh ant)
Lineage: Eukaryota; Metazoa; Arthropoda; Insecta; Hymenoptera; Formicidae
Exons: 4
Coding region: 1-423 (140 amino acids)
Source: RefSeq, a predicted model, not a curated record
AUGGCGAAAAAUGUUGGGCAUAACGACAAACAUGGAGGACGCUUAUACACCGGCGCAAUUCACGGUUUUCCGCAGCCCAGCGGCGGAAUAGCCUAUGGCGUUUCCACGGGAAUCGCCUUCGACCAGGACGGCGGUGCUGAGUCUAUUAUCGUCGUCCUCGGAGGAAGUCUGUCCCUAGUGGCCCUGGUGUUUGCGUUCAUCACCUACAGUAGCAUCAAACGUUACUCGAGAUAUCUAUGGGAGGGAUUAAUGGACUGGCUUAAUCGCCUUGUCACGACGAUACAAACUACAUUGCUUUCAUGGUAUUGCCGCGGGUCGUUCCGGUGCGUUGCUGACACCUGGUCGGUUAAUCGCUUCGAAGCCGCUUCGUUUCGUAACUUGGGAAGGUGGUGGCGGUGGCUCUCGUUAUCCUCAUCAGGGUGAUUUAGACGACCCGAUUCGGUUUGUCGGUAAAGU